This is a messenger RNA of Dicentrarchus labrax (European seabass), 2428 nucleotides long. Its product is annotated as C-type lectin domain family 4 member M-like. The record is from RefSeq and is a predicted model, not a curated record. The transcript has 7 exons. The coding region runs from base 62 to 1402 and encodes 446 amino acids. Lineage: Eukaryota; Metazoa; Chordata; Actinopteri; Moronidae. Gene Ontology annotation, molecular function: signaling receptor activity.
GAACCAUUUAAAGGCGACACUUUCACAAACACCUUCCCUUUAUCACUCCAGUGGCUUAAAUAUGGAAAUUGUUUUCCACAAAGAGAAAGAUGAGAUCUCCAUGGUAAAUGAAGACCCCUAUGUUGGUUCAGCCAUGGAUGCUACAUUGCUGAACCAUUCUGAUGAAGACAUUAAAGCGACUUCUGCGGUACCUGGUAACAGAGAUGUAAAGAAGACUUCCUACAAAGCUGCUGCAGUGGGUCUGGCUCUGCUGUGUCUUCUCCUCCUGAUUGGACUCAAAACUCUGGUUUCCAGAUUUACCAAGUGCAACUGUGAGCGGGAAAUGGAGAUGGUCCAGUUACAGACCAGUUACAACAACCUGACAAACGAAAAAGACCAGUUACAGACCAGCUACAACAAUCUGACCAAAGAAAGAGACCAGUUACAGACCAGCUACAACAACCUGACUAAAGAAAGAAACCAGUUACAGACCAGCUACAACAACCUGACUAAAGGAAGAGACCAGUUACAGACCAGUUACAACAACCUGACUAAAGGAAGAGACCAGUUACAGACCAGCUACAACAACCUGACUAAAGAAAGAGACCAGUUACAGACCAGUUACAACAACCUGACUAAAGAAAGAGACCAGUUACAGACCAGUUACAACAACCUGACUAAAGGAAGAGACCAGUUACAGACCAGUUACAACAACCUGACUAAAGAAAGAGACCAGUUACAGACCAGCUACAACAACCUGACUAAAGAAAGAGGCCAGUUACAGACCAGUUACAACAACCUGACUAAAGAAAGAGACCAGUUACAGACCAGUUACAACAACCUGACUAAAGAAAAAGACCAGUUACAGACCAACUACAACAACCUGACUAAAGAAAGAGAACAGCUUGCGAAGGAGAAAGACCAGCUGCAAGAAAGAUUUGAAGCCCUGGCCAAAGAUAGGACUGAUCUUCAGAGAAAGCUUCAAGAGACUGAGGCUGUUUGUAAAACCCUGACUGAGGAGAGAGCUGACCUGAAGAGGAUUCUGAAUGACUUUAGUUGGGUGUAUUUCAGAGGUAGUUUCUAUCAAGUUUCUUCUUUGAAGAAAAGCUGGCAACAGAGUAGAGAUGACUGCCUUCAAAAAGGUGCAGACCUGCUGAUUAUUAACAGCAGAGAAGAACAGAUUUUCACAAACAAAUUCAAGAAGUACAUGUGGAUCGGACUGACUGACUCAGAGACAGAGGGGAGGUGGAAAUGGGUGGAUGGGACUCCGCUGACCAUAAGCUACUGGGCUUCUGGGGAGCCUAAUGGUAAAAAAGGUGAAAACUGUGGGGAUAUAAAGUCUCACGAUGCUGAAAACAGCUGGAAUGAUGAAGGCUGUUCCUCUUCACUCUUCUGGAUCUGUGAAAAGAAAGUCCGUCUAUAACCCUACAUCCAAACCCACCAGACAGCACAGAAAACUCAGAUAUUCAUAGAUUUUAGAUCUAGCAACCAGAUGCAGCAUUUUCAGAUUUGCCUGUUUUUUUAAAUCCUGUAUAACUGCCCUGAAUACAGACAUACAGACAGAUAUAUAGACAGACAUACAAUAAAACUCACAAAUACACGAUGAGCGGAAGGGAACUAGAGAGAAUUUUGUUCCUUUAUUAUUCAAUCAAAUAGAAUAGAUUUGAAACCAAAAAAGAGAUUUGAGAGCAAAAAAGAGUAAGUGGCAAUCAAAAAAAAUUUUUAGAGAUCGAAACAGAACAGGUUGCAAUUGAAAAAAAAAUAUGAGAGAACAUAUUUCUUCAACUCUGCUCAGGCCGUGACUAGCAGAGACAACCAUGUUGCUGCUAAUCAGUGUGCUUGCAACAGCAGGGCAUUAUAAUUCAUUACUUUUGUGGUUGUUGUUGUUGUUGUUGUUGUUGUUGUUGUUGUUGUGAAUGUACGGCAGGCUGUAGCCAACGAUUUAUAGCUCAAUUCAAUACUUUUUGGAAACGUUUCAAGAGCAACAGGCUACCUCCAAGCAGCACAGCACAGGGAGAAGUGGGUGUAAUGCGGAAGACGUAGCCAGGUCAAACCAACCAAUAGAAACUUUUCUCUCAUCCACCAGCAUAGGCCCCGCCCAUCAAGUGCAGUUGAAUUCGCAAGCAAAACUGUAGAACUUGCAAGCAAAGAGGACUGAUUUAUAAGCAAAAUGGUCGUAUGUUUUUACUUACAAACAUUAGUUUUGAUUGAAGUUGAUCUCAAAAAAAAAGUUUUUUGAUUGCCACUUACUCUUCUUUGCUUUCAGAUCUCUUUUUUGGUUUCAAAUCUAUUCUAUUUGAUUGAAUAAUAAAGGAACAAAAUUCUCUCCAUAAUAAUCCCUUACAUAUUUUACAUCUUCUGUUCUGUGUAUGUAUUAGAAUGUAUUAAUUUCAUGUUGGUGGAAGCAUGAAUUUAAAUAAAGAUAAUUAUAUUUAAAAAAAUAAACGUG